CCAUCCAACUCUUCCCAUCGUAUAUAUCCCCCCAACCUGAAAACAUAAUGUCUAACGUCUUCUUCGACAUCUCCAUCAACAACCAGCCCGCAGGGCGCGUCGUCUUCAAGCUCUACGACGAUGUUGUUCCCAAGACCGCUAAGAACUUCCGUGAGCUCUGCACAGGCGAGCACGGCUUCGGCUACAAGGGCUCUUCGUUCCACCGCGUCAUCCCCAAGUUCAUGCUCCAGGGUGGUGACUUCACCAAGGGCAACGGCACUGGUGGAAAGUCCAUUUAUGGCGAGAAGUUCGCUGACGAGAACUUCCAGUUGAAGCACACCAAGCCCGGUCUCCUUUCCAUGGCCAACGCUGGAAAGAACACCAACGGCUCGCAGUUCUUUAUCACCACCAUCGUCACUUCUUGGCUCGAUGGCGCUCACGUCGUCUUCGGCGAGGUUGUUGAGGGCUAUGACAUCGUCAAGAAGGUUGAGAGCUACGGCUCCCAGUCCGGCACGACUUCUGCGACGAUCACCAUCGCCGACAGCGGAACCGUCUAGAGAGCUCUCAUUCUCCAUUGCAUUGGUUCUUCGCGGAGCCACACAUGUCUUUAUUUCGUCACUAAGCAUGGAGGGGGAAGAAAAAGAAAAGAAAGCAGUAUAUUGUCGUACGUUGUACAAGUAGCGGAUCUCGUAGCAUGUUGUAUGUGUUGUAUCGAAAAGGACAAUCGAUGGUAGCAUGUGAUGGGUGUAUAUUUUCUGCCCCGGCUGUGAGUCCGGGGACCGGAACAGCC
This is a messenger RNA of Stereum hirsutum FP-91666 SS1, 769 nucleotides long. Its product is annotated as cyclophilin. The transcript is spliced from 4 exons. Lineage: Eukaryota; Fungi; Basidiomycota; Agaricomycetes; Russulales; Stereaceae. Gene Ontology annotation, biological process: protein folding; protein peptidyl-prolyl isomerization. Bases 48 to 536 code for a protein of 162 amino acids. Gene Ontology annotation, molecular function: peptidyl-prolyl cis-trans isomerase activity. The record is from RefSeq and is a predicted model, not a curated record.